Molecule: messenger RNA, 1979 nt
Organism: Vitis vinifera (wine grape)
Lineage: Eukaryota; Viridiplantae; Streptophyta; Magnoliopsida; Vitales; Vitaceae
Product: ATP synthase protein I-related protein
Exons: 9
Coding region: 142-1158 (338 amino acids)
Source: RefSeq, a predicted model, not a curated record
AAGUUGUAGAACGCAAACUCAUCACCAUCACAAGUCAUAACACCAAGAUAUUUUUGGCCAUUUCUAUUUUCUUUAGUUUUGCUUAAAUCACGAUAGGCAACGUCCCUCAAACCCCAAGAAGUUCCUCGACCACCGUCAACAAUGGUGGUCCUCAGCUACUUCUCAGUGAACUGCGCCACCACACCCAUCUCUCAGGACUCUUCAACCCCAACUUCACCAAACCCUAGAGAGACCAAAGUCAUCCUCCCCAAAAAAAAGCCUCAAAAAUGGUCCACAGGCGUUGCUCCAGGCGAUUACGGUGGACCGCCGACCACUUCCAAGCUUCGGAAGUAUUGGGGUGGCGAAGAAGACCCUUUGACCUCUGAUGAUUUUAUAUGGAACAAGGACUUCAUGGGUCGGAUGAAAAAAUUGAUUCAGGACCCUGAUUCGUCUUCGCUUCAACCACCUCCGGAUAAGGAAGAGUCUUCAGGCUUCCUAAGCAUUAGUAGAGUCAUGAGCCUUGACAGUUUGGAAGUUGAUUUGAGCAAAGAGCUUUCAGCACCUUCAAGAACUGUUUUAGAACAGCAAGUUGAGGCACCACCUCGAAGGGAUGGUAACACAUCACGCAGAUGGAAAUUGGUACCAACACGGCGUGAACAAGAGAAGUGGGAUAGAGCGACUAAAGCUGCUACUGGAGGCAGUGAUGUGAUGUUUCGGGAAAUCAGGAAGCCUAGGGGGGACCCAAAAGUGUUGGCUGCUGAGUCAAGGGAGCAGUAUUUUAAGUUGAAAAAGAAGUUGCAAAUCUUCACAUUAGGUCUAGGUGGAGUUGGUUUGGUCUCAGCUUAUGUUUCUUAUUCUCCUGAAAUCGCUGCUAGCUUUGGUGCUGGAUUCAUUGGUUCUUUGGUGUACAUACGUAUGCUUGGAAGCAGUGUGGAUUCCAUGGCAGAUGGAGCCAAGGGCCUUAUGAAGGGGGCAAUUGCACAGCCAAGGCUGUUGGUUCCUGUUGCAUUGGUCAUGAUAUAUAAUCGGUGGAAUGAGAUUGUUGUUCCAGAAUUCGGAUUCAUGCACUUAGAAUUGAUACCAAUGCUUGUGGGAUUUUUUACAUAUAAGGUCGCCACUUUUGUCCAAGCUAUAGAGGAAGCACUGACUAUAGUUGGAAAAGAUACCCAAGUUAGAUGAAUCCUCUUGCUGCAUGUAUAAGCUGGAUUUUUCUAAAGUGCUUCUGACAGCUUGUAGAGGUAUGUGGCUUCCAUGUUUGUUCCAUGGUUUUUGACUUAAAAAGAUGCGACCUGAGCUAAACCUGCCAAAAUUACAAAGUUUAGAGCCAUCGUUUGCUAAUUUGAGUAUGUAUAAUCUUUAAACUAUUUAUCUGGCUUUUUGAAUGUCUUGUAAUUUCCUGGAAUUUUCAUUUUAUUUUCAAAUGAAUUGAUAAAACUAUAUAAAAGGCCUCUUUGGGCUGACUAUCAACUUGUAGUUCUAACAAUAAAAGUAAGAAGCAACUACCUUUUAUAUGCAAUUGAUAUUUUAUGUUCAGAAACUAUACUUAUUAACAUCAUGCUCGAGGAAGAGCAGGGAUAAUCUCACACUUGGGAGUUCUAUACAAAUCAAGCAGGGUAGUCUUACACUUGAGAGUUCCAUACAAAUUUGAAAUUUUCAAAGGUUCUUAAUGGUUAAAACUUACGAUCCAUGUAGUACCCUUCAAGCACUACUACCUUUUUCUUCUGUUUUUUUUUUUUUUUUUAAAUUUGCAGGUUGUUGCAUAAUUUGGUGGGAUUGUGCUGCUAGUUAGUGAAGGAUAUCAAGGGAUGUGGGUCGAAGAAAAAUGGAAACCAACUGUUAUUAUUGUUGUCAGUCUGGCAAUUCUUGUAUGACUGGAAGGUUGUUAAGGACCUUAAGGGAUUGAAAUUGUUGGUUAAUGCCUGAAAAAGGUGUUGUAAUUCCCAUCAUGUAUCAUUUAUGAAAUAAUGUGUGAUCAAUACAAUUUUGAACAUUGAUCGAAA